GCGCGGAACUGCGAUUGCGAUUGCGAUUGCGGAUUCACCAUCUCGUCGUCUUGCAACCAACACCUUCGCGCGCGCAUCAUCAUGUCGUCGGGCAACGCAAACGCUAACGAUGAAGCGCUACGCAAGAUGCUUGAGCAGAUACAGGUGACACUAGCCCAAAACUCACGCCAGCUGUCACUCGUACGAGCUCAGCGAACGGCAAAGGAGCGCGAACGCAGGGGAGUCGAGUUGACGAGGCAGGCCGUUGAGGCAGAGGGAUCCGAUGCAAAGGUGUGGAGAGGGGUGGGCAAGAUGUUUUGCUCCUCAACACCAACCGCCGUCGUAGCCAACCUCACAUCGCAGGAGAAGGCAGUCACAGAGGAGGUCGAUGUGCUGGGAAAGAAGCAAAAGUUCCUCGAAAAGCAAAUCGCAGAUACGCAGGGACAUUUGAGAGACUUCUUGCGAGGAGUAGAAGGUCAACAAAGCAAGGAGAGGGCAUCAGCGGCAGCGGCAUGACAGUCACUGCUCAUCAACAAAUGUCAUUACAUGUCGGGCUGGCAUUG
Molecule: messenger RNA, 542 nt
Organism: Jaminaea rosea
Lineage: Eukaryota; Fungi; Basidiomycota; Exobasidiomycetes; Microstromatales
Exons: 3
Coding region: 82-495 (137 amino acids)
Biological process (GO): protein folding
Cellular component (GO): cytoplasm; prefoldin complex
Molecular function (GO): protein folding chaperone
Source: RefSeq, a predicted model, not a curated record